Messenger RNA from Brugia malayi, 1203 nucleotides. RefSeq names its product pinin/SDK/memA/ protein conserved region containing protein (gene Bma-pnn-1). The record is from RefSeq and is a predicted model, not a curated record. NCBI's taxonomy places the organism in Eukaryota, Metazoa, Nematoda, Chromadorea, Rhabditida, Onchocercidae. The transcript is spliced from 9 exons. Gene Ontology annotation, cellular component: catalytic step 2 spliceosome. The coding region runs from base 1 to 1203 and encodes 400 amino acids.
AUGAUGGAAUUAGAUACAUUAAGCGCUGAUAUAUCGAAGGCAUACGACGAUUUACGGACUAUCGAGGAAUCAAUCAUUUCAUUGUCGGGAAAGGAAAGGUUUGGUACGGGCAGGAGACGUAUUCUGGAUUCUAGUGGCCGUCUUGGUAAUUACGGAUUUGAAAGACGCGAUGCACGUGUAGUAAGCUUGGAUUCUUCGGGACCGAAUAAACGUCGUCUAGUUAUAUCUGCUGAAAAUGAUUUAUACGAGGGUUCGGACAAGCGGGCACGAUAUGAUGACAGAGAAGACGAGGCUGUACGACGUACCGUGCAGUCAUCAGUUGUUAUGCCUGCUAUUGAGACAAAAUCACGUAAAGCUGCUAUAUCUGAGCUGAAAGGAGCAGAAAAGAAGGAAGUUAAUGUCAGGAAUCGCCGAAUGUUUUCGAAUUUGUUGCUUGGAACUUUGCAGCGUUUUCAAAUGGAGGAAAAGAAAAUAUCGAAUGUUGAAAAAGUUCAGGCUGAAAAACAAAAGGAAGUUGAAAGGCGUUUAAGGGAAUCUGAAGAAGAAGAACGCGAAAGAUUAGCUAGAGAGAAAGCUGCCCUACUUGUAAAACGACGUGAAAAGGAACGUUUGAUCAAAUCGUUGCAGCGAAGGAAAGCGAUUAUACAAUAUGCAGAGCAAAAACAGGAGCAUUAUCGCAAAUUGCAGAAUUUUAUCCAGACUCAAGCAAAGCCACCUGUAUUUUAUUUGCCCGCAAAACACACAUUACGAACUCUCGAACUACUGAAAGUAUCUUCAAAGAAGAUUGAUGAGCUUAUUGAUCAUCGUCGGCAACAAAUGGAGGCUGAUUUGAAAAUACCAGAAGACAAACAAGUGGAUGAGGGCGAAUCUGAUGGUGAACAUUCUGAAACUUCAGCAGCAAAGCGCUCUACCGCAAAAUCGAACACAACAGAAGCAAAUAAGCCUUCAGAUAGUGAAAUUGGCGACAAAAAGUUGGAUGAUGAUGAAAUUAAGGAAACAGAAAUAGUGGGAGGAGUAUCCAUGGAAUCUUCACUGCAGAACUUCGGAGAAGAAUGUAUGAAUGGCGAUGAAAGAAAAGGGCGAAAACAAGUGGAUGAGGAUGAGCAAGAAACAGGUAAGGAUAAUAGUCGUAGUGACAGUGAGCCACCAGGUGAUGAAGCUGAAAUUGAUCAGGAUGGUGACUUCCAUGACGAUGAUGAUUAA